GGAGGUUGCCGAUAUCAGUCUGGGCAAAUACGUUAGCUAGGCGGAUUCGUCAUGACUACGGCGUUCUGACCUCCUGGCUGGCAACAUCUUUGUAGCGGAGAGCCGAAUUCAUCGGUGUACCUUUGCACCGACCAUGUGGUAGGGUAGAGGGCUGAUUUGAUAUAGAUGAUACUAAUGCCCCAAAUUUCAACCUGCAUAAUGGAACUGCAGUUCCCCGGAUUUUUCUCUACUCCACACAUCCUUCUUGUUAGUUGUUCGGUGACUUUGGAAUGGGUUUCCUCAUUGUUGCUGUGGCGCUUGUCGCCGCUCAGGGUGGCUUCAUCUAUGGGUUUGAUUCUGGGAUUAUCGCCACAACCUUUGGCCAUGACAGUUUCAAGCUCAAGAUGUAUGGACCGUCUAUGGUCAACACUAGCUAUCAAGGUGCCACCGUCUCGGUCUACAACGCUGGCCAGGCCAUCGGCGGAAUGACAGUAGGCUACCUUGCCGACAAGCUGAGCCGAAAGUACACGAUUCUUCUCGCUUCGAUCUUGACUAUUGUUGGGUCUAUACUCCAGUGUGCAGCUGUACAAGUUGGCAUGAUGAUUGCAGGCCGUCUUGUGGCUGGCAUCGGCUGUGGUCAACUCCUCUCUGUUGUUCCCAUCUAUCUUGCCGAGGUUGCACCUCCAGCGCGCCGCGGUUUCCUCGUCGGACUCCAGGGUAUGAUGAUAGCCAUAGGUUUUGGCAUUGCUAAUUGGGUUGGAUACGCGGGCGUGUUUGCAAUGGGAGAUGGUCAAUGGCGGAUCCCACUGGCAAUGCAGCUCCCCAUCCCGGUUCUCCUCUCCGUCAUGGUCUUCUACGUACCGUUCUCACCUCGUUGGCUUAUACUCCGUGAUCGAUACGAAGAAGCGAGGACCGUUUUGGCGAGCCUACACGGGGCUGGAGACAAUGACGAUCUGGUUGGCCGCGAGCUCAUACAAAUUCGUGAGCAGAUUCUACUGGAGCGGUCCCAGGGCAAUAUGGACUGGAUGACAGCCCUACGUGCACUAUUUUCCCGAAAAUAUGUCCGCCGCACGCUUACAGCCGCCUUCAUUGUCACCAUGGGACAGCUCAGCGGCUCUUCUGUCAUUCAGAACUUCCAGAAUAUUUUCUACGCCACCGUCGGAUUCACUGGCAGAACGGCGUUGCUUAUCAGCGGUGCUUACGGCAUGAUGGGGAUUCUUGGCCAGGUCAUCUACCUCUUCGUCGUCGCAGACCGCUGGCCACGAACUCGUACUCUAUGGAGCGGCUCUCUGGUACUGAGCGCCAUGAUUGCAUUGUGCAUGGCUCUCAGCGCAGUCUAUGGCAAUAAGGACAAUGACAAUGCGGCUGGAGCGAGGGCCGCCAUCAGCGCCAUCUUUCUCUACUCCAUGUGCUACGCGAUAUUCUUCAACGCUAUGAUCUGGGUCGUGCCCUCGGAGCUGUUCCCCUUCUUCCUGAGAACCAAGGGUCUGGCGUUUGCCGUCGCUGCCAAGUCUGUUACUGCGAUUGUGCUCUCACAAGUUACACCGCUGGCAAUUGCAUCCGUCAGCUGGAGGUACUACUCGCUCUUUAUCGCAACUAACCUGGCGGCCGCCGUCUUCUACUUCUUCUUCCUACCAGAGACUUCCGGAAAGUCCUUGGAGGAAAUUGCGGAGCUGUUUGGAGAUGACCUUGCAACUAACCGCCUGGGAGAGCUGGAUGUGGACGCGAAGAAUGGAAUCGGCCCAGAGGCGGAGCUUCAUGAAUUUGCCGAGAGACGACCUCAAGCUUGAUAGGGCCAUUUCUAUCAGAGAGCCAACGAGCCCAUUACGAUCCUACGGGCUUCUCUUUACAUCUAGCAAAAGAACCACAUCAUGCCCAGCACCUGAACGUGUAGUGAAACUAGCACGUGCCGUUGGCAGCAUUCAAGCCAUCACUUCUUAAAGUUCCCCACUGAUCGUAGUGUUCCCUUAUGUGAAAUCGGCCAUUGAAGCAACUGCGGGA
Messenger RNA from Colletotrichum phormii, 1980 nucleotides. Its product is annotated as general substrate transporter. The transcript is spliced from 6 exons. The record is from RefSeq and is a predicted model, not a curated record. Gene Ontology annotation, molecular function: carbohydrate:proton symporter activity. Gene Ontology annotation, cellular component: membrane. NCBI's taxonomy places the organism in Eukaryota, Fungi, Ascomycota, Sordariomycetes, Glomerellales, Glomerellaceae. Gene Ontology annotation, biological process: carbohydrate transport; transmembrane transport. Bases 270 to 1769 code for a protein of 499 amino acids.